Gadus macrocephalus (Pacific cod) is the source of this 1100-nucleotide messenger RNA. RefSeq names its product ubiquitin-conjugating enzyme E2, J1 (gene ube2j1). The record is from RefSeq and is a predicted model, not a curated record. Lineage: Eukaryota; Metazoa; Chordata; Actinopteri; Gadiformes; Gadidae.
AUGUGGUGUGUGUGCACGUGCGCUCCGUGCACGCUCAUCCCAGGAGCCCCGCCCCCCGAGCACGUGCUCUCCCUCCCUGUCUGUCUGUUGACCUGUCUCCCUCCCUGUCUGUCUGCAGCGGUGAAGCGGUUGAUGAAGGAGGCUGCAGAGCUCUGCGACCCCACGGAGCACUACCACGCCCAACCGCUGGAGGACAACCUGUUCGAGUGGCACUUCUCGGUGCGUGGCCCUCCCGACUCGGACUUCGACGGCGGGGUCUACCACGGCCGGAUCGUCCUGCCCCCGGAGUACCCCAUGAAGCCCCCCAGCAUCAUCCUGCUGACCCCCAACGGGAGGUUCGAGGUGGGGAAGAAGAUCUGCCUGAGCAUCUCCGGCCACCACCCAGAGACCUGGCAGCCGUCCUGGAGCAUCCGGACGGCCCUCAUCGCCAUCAUCGGCUUCAUGCCCACCAAGGGGGAGGGCGCCAUCGGGUCCCUGGACUACACCCCAGAGGAGCGUCGCAGCCUGGCCAAAAAGUCUCAGGACUUCCGCUGCGAGGCGUGUGAGUGCUCCAUGCGCACGGCGCUGCUGCCCCCCUCCCCGACAGAGACCCCCGCCCAGGACAGCGAGGCCCAGGAGCUGGCCCAGCAGAUCAGCUUCAAGGCUGACUCCAGGCAGGCCAGUGAGAGCGGGGGGGGCCAGCAGCGACCCCCCCCGCCCCCGGCCCAGCAGAGAGCUCCUCCCCCGGGGAGCGGGACAAGCUCUGAGGACCCCCUGGAGGACCACGAGGACCAGGUGGAGGGCUCCUCCCCCUCUCCCCCCCCCCCCCUGCGGGCCGGCCCCUCAGCCCCCGUCAGCGCCGCGCCCACCAGGCCCGCCAGCGGAGGGAGCCCCCACCCCUCCCCCACCCGGGGCGGCCGCCGGACCCUGGCGGGGGCGGGGCCUGAGGGGCGGGGCCAGGCGGGCACGGCGGUCCUCAUUCUGGUCCUCACGCUGGCGCUCGCCGCCCUCAUCUUCCGCCGCCUCUACCAGCAGGAGUACAAGCUGGACUACCAGCUGUGACCCCCCCCCCCCCCACCCGGGUCAUGUGCCCCCCCCCCCCUCCCCCCAGGUCAUGGGAC